Messenger RNA from Fusarium musae, 873 nucleotides. RefSeq lists its product as uncharacterized. The coding region runs from base 1 to 873 and encodes 290 amino acids. Gene Ontology annotation, molecular function: catalytic activity. NCBI's taxonomy places the organism in Eukaryota, Fungi, Ascomycota, Sordariomycetes, Hypocreales, Nectriaceae. The transcript is spliced from 5 exons. The record is from RefSeq and is a predicted model, not a curated record.
AUGGCCUUCUCCUACUCAACCUACACUACAACCCGCGCACUCAACUACUCCUACAUUCACAUCCUGCCCCGACUCCCAAACACUCGAUACCUUCUCUUCCUACAUGGCUUCCCCUCAACCUCGUAUCACUGGCGCCAUCAAAUUCCCUUCUUCAAGGCAAAGGGCUAUGGUAUCAUAGCACCAGACUUACUUGGCUUUGGGGAGACGUCAAGACCGACUGAGCUGGAGAUGUACAAGGGUGAGGAUAUGGCAAGGGACAUCGUUGAAAUCUUGACGUCAGAGGGCAUCGGAACUAUUGUGGGCGUGGCACAUGACUGGUAUGUUAAAUCAGUGGAAGCAAAACUUGGGUUUUCGAUCCUGGGGUACUUCCUUCUUUUCGAUGACGACGAUGCUCCCACGCUUCUAGAUGAACAUUCCGAAUCCGUGGAGUCACUAUACUUUAGUACCGAUGAAGAGAUCACCAAGAAAUACAAAGGCGCUCUGGGCGGCUUACGCGCUUGGUUGACUGAGGGCAAGACUACCGAGUUGCCAGCCCAUUUGACAUCAGAGGAUCACAAAUAUUAUAAAAGCGCCUUCUCCAAGGAGAAAAGUGGCUAUGGAGGUGCGAUAAACUGGUAUAGGGCUGGUCUGCGUAACAUCAACGAAGAAGAUGAGCGAAAAAUCACAACGGAUGCCUAUAUCCUAACGCACCCAACCCUCUUAAUCACGUCCACGAACGUUAUUACUGCCGCGAUGGACAUCCCAGAGCAGAUGCGCCCUUUCGUGACCGAUUUCAUAGUUGAGCAAGUUACUGGUGGACAUUGGCUCCAGCUAGAGAAGCCAGAUGAGGUGAAUGAAAUUCUGGAUAAGUUUGUAACAGAGGUUGGAAACUGA